AUGGCUGUGAAGAUUUACUAUAUCAGCAGGUCCUUAUUUGCUGCUCUUGUUCUCACUCAAGGCUUACUUCUAUCAAAAUAUGUUGUGGAUUAUCACGAUGAUUCAAAAUAUUUCUCAUUAGGAGCAAUGUUUUUAUUGCCACUCGUUACAUUUUCGAUAACAAUGUGUCGUGAAACCACAAGAAAUCGUCUUGGCGUUGUUUGGUUAACGUACAUGUUGGUAUUGGUCACUAUGAUUGGUUGGAUAUAUGGUUUGCUCAUUAAAGAAGAUAUCAUUAAAAAUGACAUUGUUACCAACUCUACCAUUAUCUGCAGCGAAUCCAAAAACCCUCAUUCCUUCUUCGAUGCGAUAUUUUUAAAACUGACACUUUGUUUAACACCGGGAGGCAUGUUAUUGUUAUUAACUUCGAUCCCAGAUGAAAAUGGUGAGCUCGAGAAUCUUUGCCUUCUCUCUGUUUUGAAUCUUUUUGAUGGCGUAGAAAUGUUGGAGGUUUUAAAUGAUGAUGUGUGCAACAAAAUACCAGAAGGAUGCGAAAUAGCUGUUUUAGUUGCGGCAAUGUUCUACUUUCUCGUGUCAUUUCUGGAGAUUAGUGAGUGGAAAUUUGAUAAAUACGACAACAUAAAACAGCAAAGGAAAACAGCGAAGUCGAACGUCGUUAUGCAAUUCAUAGUGAAUUCAUCCUUUCUCAUUAUUCGUCUGGUGGUUUGGUUGAAGUAUCGCUUAGAUUCGCCAAUAUUCAUUGCAAAAAAUAUCAUAGCUUUGAUAAUGGUGUUUGAGUCGUACUUCGAAGAGAAAGAAUGGAUCAAAAGGGCUUGACAAAAUAUAAUAAACACUUUUUUAUGCAUAGAAAAAUUAACUCUUAAUGAUAUGCUUACAAUGUUUAAAAUAAAGAUCGUCUUAUAGACAA
Xenia sp. Carnegie-2017 is the source of this 907-nucleotide messenger RNA. RefSeq lists its product as uncharacterized. The transcript has a single exon. Bases 1 to 816 code for a protein of 271 amino acids. NCBI's taxonomy places the organism in Eukaryota, Metazoa, Cnidaria, Anthozoa, Malacalcyonacea, Xeniidae. The record is from RefSeq and is a predicted model, not a curated record.